Scleropages formosus (Asian bonytongue) is the source of this 5999-nucleotide messenger RNA. RefSeq names its product cache domain containing 1 (gene cachd1). Gene Ontology annotation, cellular component: voltage-gated calcium channel complex. The coding region runs from base 204 to 4082 and encodes 1292 amino acids. The record is from RefSeq and is a predicted model, not a curated record. NCBI's taxonomy places the organism in Eukaryota, Metazoa, Chordata, Actinopteri, Osteoglossiformes, Osteoglossidae. The transcript is spliced from 27 exons. Gene Ontology annotation, molecular function: voltage-gated calcium channel activity.
CCCAAAAACACCUCCUUGUCCUUCCCACCGCGCGUCCUCCCCUUCUCCACAUGGAGGGCAGGGGCGCGCCUUGAUGCCUCCUCCCGUCGCAGAGGCGCGGCGGUCCGGACACCUGGAGGAGGAUCUCUCAGCGGCAAAGUUGCGAAGAGCCGCAGUCGCCCUUAAGUUUCCGCGCGUUCCCGCGGAGCUCUGCUAGGGCCACGAUGGCGAGGCGGCCGCCCGAGGGGUCUCGCGCACCCGCCGCUCACUCGCGCUCACCGCGGAGUAAGUGUAGCCGAGUUCGACGGGAUAAAGAGUCGCUGGUCGCGUGGAGCCUCGUGCUCGCGUGCCUCGCGACCUGCUGCGCCCGCUGCGGGGCCGAGAGCGACUUCUCCAUCCUGGAAGAGGCGCAAGUUUUAGCGGUGCAGAUGAAGAAGCUGUCGGCGCAGGAGCUCGGAGUUUUCACCAUGCAGAGAAUUUUCAACUCCUUUGUGUACACUGAGAAGACUUCAAGUGGAGAGACGGAGGUGCAGCAGCUGGCGAAGAAGAUCCGUGAGAAGUUCAACCGGUACCUAGAUGUAGUGAACAGGAACAAGCAGGUGGUGGAGGCCUCCUACACUGCCCACUUGACCUCGCCACUGACGGCCAUCCAGGACUGCUGUUCCAUACCACCGUCAAUGAUGGACUUCGAUGGGAAUUUCAACACAAACGUCUCCAAAACCAUCUGCUGUGACCGCCUGUCUCCCACCGUCAACAGCCGAGCUUUUAAUCCUGGCCGGGACCUCAAUUCAGUUCUUGCAGACAACCUCAAAUCCAACCCUGGGAUCAAGUGGCAGUACUUCAGCUCGGAAGAGGGUAUAUUCACCGUGUUCCCGGCCCACAAGUUCCAAUGCAAGGGUACUUAUGAGCACCGGAGCAGGCCCGUCUAUGUUUCUGCAGUGAGGCCCCAGGCCAAGCAUGUUGUCGUGAUCAUUGACCAUGGAGCAUUGCUCACCGACACGCAGCUUCAGAUAGCCCGAGACUCUGCACUUGUCAUCCUUAACUCCAUCGACGAGCACGACAAGGUUUCUGUGCUGGCAGUGGCUGACAUGGUCCGCUCCUGUUCGCUGGACCAGUGCUAUAAGACUUUCCUGUCGCCCGCCACCAGUGAGACUAAGAGGAAGAUGGCCUCUUUCAUCAACAGCAUCAAAGCUUCAGACAGUCCCACACAGCAUGCCUUGGGCUUCCAAAAGGCCUUCCAGCUCCUCAGGAACACCAGCAAUGUUAUCAGACUGCAGACCAACACUGACAUGGUGAUCAUCUACCUUUCCUCGGGUGUGACUUCCAGGGACUCUUCUGAGAGCGAGAAGAGAGCUACCCUCAGUGUGGUAAAGGAAGAGAACCAGUACCUCAACAACUCGGUUAUGAUCCUCACUUAUGCGCUCAUGAAUGAGGGCUUGACAGGCCUUAAGGAGCUAGCCUUCCUCAGGGACCUGGCAGAGCAGAACUCUGUCAAGUACGGUGUGCCAGAUCGCUCUGCCUUGCCAGUGGUUAAAGGCAGUAUGAUGGUGCUGAACCAGCUCAGUAACCUGGAGACCACAGUGGGCCGCUUCUACAUCAACUUGCCCAACCGCAUGAUCGACAAGGCAGGAUUCAGUCUGCCUUAUGCAGACCCAAUGGGGGAUGGUUUCAUCAUGACGGUUAGCCGCCCAUGCUAUUUUGGCAAUCUGUUACUAGGUGUUGUGGGAGUGGACAUGAACCUGGCCUACAUCCUGGAAGACGUCACCUACUACCAGGAUUCCUUGGCCUCCUACACGUUUCUCAUCGAUAACAAAGGCUACACCCUCAUGCACCCAUCCCUCACGAGGCCCUACCUGAUGAGUGAGCCACCCCUGCACACUGACAUUAUUCACUAUGAGAACAUCCCAGGCUUUCAGCAGGUCCGCCAGAACAUCCUCAGCCUCCCUCUGGGCAGCCAGGUGAUCGCUGUGCCUGUGAACGCCUCCCUGUCCUGGCAUCUGAAUCGCCUCCGGGAUCUGAAUCGAGAGGCCUACAACGUCAGCUACGCCUGGAAACUGGUGCAGGAUACCUCCUUCAUCCUAUGCAUCGUGUACGUGCAGCCAGAGAUCCCCGUCAAGACCUUGAAGAAUCUCAACACAGUCCCAAGCAGCAAGCUCCUGUAUCACCGCUUGGACCUCCUGGGCCAGCCUAGCUCCUGUCUGCACUUCAAGCAACUCGCUACUGUUGAAAGCCCAACUGUGAUGCUGUCGGCUGGGAGCUUCUCCUCCCCCUAUGAGCACCUGAGCCAGCCAGAGACCAAGCGCAUGGUGGAGCACUACACGGCCUACCUGAGCGACAACACUCGUCUCAUUGCCAACCCGGGCCUCAAGUCGUCUGUCAGAAACGAAGUAAUGGCCACCAGUCACGUCACCGAUGAAUGGAUGACACAAAUGGAAAUGAGUAGCCUGAACUGUUACAUUGUGCGGCGUUACAUAGCAACGCCCAAUGGGGUGCUGCGGAUUUACCCUGGGUCUCUCAUGGAUAAAGCCUUCGACCCCACCAGAAGACAAUGGUACCUGCAUGCCGUGGCCAAUCCUGGGCUCAUCACCUUUACUGGCCCAUACCUGGAUGUAGGCGGUGCUGGUUACGUGGUCACUAUAAGCCACACCAUUCAUGCCUCCAGCUCCCAAAUGACCUCUGGGUCCACAGUGGCUGUGAUGGGGAUAGACUUCACCCUGCGCUACUUCUACAAGGUUCUAUUGGACCUACUCCCCAUCUGCAACCAGGACAGGGGCAAUAAAAUCCGCUGUUUCAUCAUGGAAGACCGAGGUUACCUGGUGGCACACCCGACCCUGAUUGACCCCAAAGGUCACGCUCCUGCCGAACAGCAGCACAUCACCCACAAGGAGCCGCUCGUUGCCAACGAUAUUCUCAACCACCCCAACUUUGUGAAAAAGAAUGUGUGCAACAGCUUCAGUGACCGUACGGUGCAGAGGUUCUACAAGUUCAACACCAGUAUUGUGGGUGAUUUGACAAACCUGGUUCACGGCAGCCACUGCUCCAAGUACCGGCUGACCCGUAUCCCUGGGACCAAUGCCUUUGCUGGCAUUGUCAAUGAGACAUGUGAUUCACUAGCUUUCUGUGCCUGCAGCACUGUGGACCGGCUCUGUCUCAAUUGCCACAGGAUGGAGCAGAACGAGUGCGAGUGCCCUUGUGAGUGCCCCCUAGAGGUGAACGAGUGCACUGGCAACCUCACCAAUGCUGAGAAUAGGAAUCCGAGCUGCGAGGUGCACCAGGAGCCCCUCUCAGUAACCGUCAUGGAUGCCAGCCUGCAGGAAACGCUGCCCCAGUGCAUCAACACACGCUGUAGCCAGCGCUUCACCAGCAGUGACUGCUUUGGAGUGCUGGACUGUGAAUGGUGCAUGGUGGACCGCGACGGCAAAACACAUCUGGAUAAACCUUACUGCGCCUUGCAAAAGGAGUGCUUUGGAGGGAUUGUGGGAGCCAAGAGCCCCUAUGCAGAUGGUCUGGGUCAUCUGGAAGACGAAGUUGCCUCACUCAACAUGAUCAAGAGCGCCCCAGUAGGACCUGUGGCUGGAGGCAUCAUGGGAUGCAUUAUGGUCCUGGUUCUGGCAGUAUAUGCGUACCGGCACCAGAUCCACCGUCGAAGCCACCAACACAUGUCUCCAUUGGCUGCUCAAGAGAUGUCAGUCAGAAUGUCCAACCUGGACAACGAGCGUGACGACAGGGAUGAGGACAGUCAUGAAGACCGGGGAAUAAUCAGCAACACACGCUUCAUUGCUGCAGUGAUCGAGAGGCACACGCACAGCCCAGAGCGCAGGCGGCGGUACUGGGGCAGGUCCGGCACGGAGAGCGACCACGGGUACAGCACUAUGAGCCCCCAGGAGGACAGUGAGAAUCCACCCUGCAACAGUGACCCUCUCUCAGCGGGUGUGGAUGUGGGUGGCCAGGAUGAAGAUCUAGACCUGGACACCCCCCCGCAGACGGCGGCACUGCUUAGCCACAAGUUCCACCCAUAUCGGCACCCACACCACCACCCGCUGCACCACACGCACCACCUGCAGGCUGCCGUGACCGUGCACAGCGUGGAUGCCGAGUGCUGAUUGGUCUGCCCACCUGUUGGUCCAGUCUGGCUCUUCCGCUUUGGCACCCUGCCCAUGGAUCUGCUGUUUGAUCCCAAUGGACCUGCCGAAGGCGAGUGGAAGGAUGGAGGACUUAGGGGAAACAGAGGAGCGUCUGCCAUUUUCAACCUUGGUGGAGGUGCUCUCUGAAGGGGGUCCCUCUUGACCUUUGCGGGACAACACAACCGGUGCCGUGGAAUACGGGACAAGCGAAGUAGCAGCCAAUGGAGGGGAUUUGCCUAAAGAUGUUUGACAUUCUACAGAAAAAAAAAUUAAAGGAAUAUUUUUCUACUAUUUAUUCAGAGAACCAGAACUUAAUGAGCAAAUACCCCCUGUGUGUUCCACUGACUACAGGUGUGUCCUAUAGCUCCAAAGACCUGGCCUGCUCUUUGCUGUGCUACUGCUAUGGCAGCAGCGGAGGAACCAAUAUUCAGCACUUCUCAGGCAACUACGCUUAGAUGUCAUUUGAUAAAAAAAAAAUGUUGAAGACUGCAUACAACACUAAAACUUACUGUAAGUGCUUGAAAUGUUACGUCUAUGACUGCAAAAAGAUAAUAGUUGAAGUGACUUUUAUAAUGCAGUGGAGGUACAAAAAGGUAAGGAUCUCUUCUGAACACUCGUUUCAUUCCACCUGUCAGGAUGCUGCCAGAGCCCUUGACCGGGCACUCUGACCGCCUACACCGACAUCCAAACUACGCAGACUUGACAGAACACAUAAGGGAACACAGUGUGACACCUGUUCUGGCUUAAGAGACAGGGCCGUUCCUUCCCUCGGCUGUGUGUGUGUGUCAGUGUAGACUGCUGGGAGUUUUCCAAGCUUUCAUAAGCUUUCUGUCCUUACCAUUGCAUUGCUUACUCUUUACAGUUUGAAUGAAGUUCAGCUGUGUGUGUCUCCAUAUCUGCUAGAGACACAGGAAUUGGUUACAUGUAAUUAAAUGGGACACAGCAGCUUAACAUAUCCACUGAAGAUUGGAUUAUUUGUUUUAAUUUUUAAAAUUGGGAGCAAGGGAUCAUAAAGGCUUUUAUGUUUAUACACCCGCCCAAUGCACUGUUUAAUGUCAAAGGGACUGUUGUAAGUAUUCUCCAUACUGUUAUAGAUCACAUUUAAAAAAUCAGAGAUAAUAGUUGGGCUAUAGUGGGCUAUAAUUUUCAAGAGUUCCACCCCAGAAAUAUUGUGUGUGUAUAUGUAUAUAUGUCUAGGCAUAACAAAUAGCUAAAAAUGUGUGUUAUACUACAAUUCAUGGUCCUUGAAAUUUAUGUGUAAAGUGUAUUACAUUGUGUGGUACUUCUAAUCUUCAGUUUGAAGUUGUUUUCAGUUAGGAGAUGUCCUUCUUAUAAUUUUGGGCAUAUCAAGCUCCCCAGUACAUUGUCCAUAUUGGAAUAUUGGAGUGAAAUUACUGAUCAUGUGUCAUCACUUGACAAUGUAUGUAUUUUAAAUGUUACCCAUAUGUUUGACCAUGUAACAUCUGCUGAAUUUCAUAUUGCAAUGCAUUUUUAGUUCUGGAAUUCAGUAAAUUUUACCAGUUUUCCUGAAUGCAAGUAAUAGUACAUCAGAUUAAAAGCCUUUAAUAUAGCAUUAAUUUACAAUCUAAAUCUUGGAAAUCAAAUAUUUUACACGAAGCUACAAAAAAAUCGAUAAAGUAUUUGUGGCCUUCUGAUAACUCUUUGGUAUAAGCUUUUUCUCAUUGGAAGUGAUGCCAUUGUAACUUCCGUUGAUGGAGAUGAUUAACAGUAUUUAUUGACUGUUGUAAACAGGUAUAAUCUUGUGUAUACAGAACACUAUGUAUCACCUUGUUCUGAAGGAACUUCACUAAUUUUCUGUAUCAUUCCUUUAUUGCAUUAUAUAUGUAAAUUUAUGAAAUGGAGAUUUAUUGCAAAAAGAAUGUGAUAAAAAGUCCA